Fusarium verticillioides 7600 is the source of this 2004-nucleotide messenger RNA. RefSeq names its product ubiquitin-conjugating enzyme E2-16 kDa. The record is from RefSeq and is a predicted model, not a curated record. The transcript is spliced from 6 exons. Lineage: Eukaryota; Fungi; Ascomycota; Sordariomycetes; Hypocreales; Nectriaceae. Gene Ontology annotation, cellular component: nucleus. Gene Ontology annotation, biological process: ubiquitin-dependent protein catabolic process; protein polyubiquitination. Gene Ontology annotation, molecular function: ubiquitin conjugating enzyme activity. Bases 465 to 908 code for a protein of 147 amino acids.
ACUCCCGUCUGGUCUCGUCUGGACGGGAGGUGCCAGCGCAGCCACUCUCCAGUCAGUCCAAGCCAGCCCAGUCCAGUCACUAACUGACCCGGGCACGUACCAUCACAGCACCGCACAGCACAGCACGCACGCAUUCACUCACCCGCUUCCUUCCUUCCCUCCUGCUCCGCUUCUGGGUCUCUCUGUCUUUGUUGACCCUCCUUCCCCUUCUUCCCUACCCCCCCAUUUGAACGAACCAUCUUCCUCCAAAUCCCGCCUCUCUCUCCUACUUUCUUCAGCCUCGACUGAAUUUCUUUUACGCUUACAUACUCCGACUUUCCAAACAACUUUCUACCACAAACAUCCAUCGUAAAACAGUCUCCGUGCACUGUUUUCUACCCCGGACGAUCCUUUACAUCGAUCGUUAUUAACGUCCGCGAUACCUCGCAACAAACUCUUUAGAUACCCCCUCUACAUAUCACAAAAUGGCUCUUAAGCGCAUUAACAAGGAGCUCACUGAUCUCGGCCGAGAUCCACCCUCUUCUUGCUCUGCCGGCCCUGUCGGCGAGGAUUUGUUCCACUGGCAAGCUACUAUUAUGGGACCUAGUGACUCUCCAUACUCCGGCGGUGUCUUCUUCCUGGCCAUUCACUUCCCUACCGACUACCCUUUCAAGCCUCCCAAGGUCAACUUCACUACUCGCAUCUACCACCCCAACAUCAACUCCAAUGGUAGCAUCUGCCUGGAUAUUCUGCGUGACCAGUGGAGUCCUGCGUUGACCAUCUCUAAAGUCCUUCUGUCCAUCUGCUCGAUGUUGACAGACCCCAACCCUGACGAUCCUCUUGUGCCCGAGAUUGCCCAUGUCUAUAAGACUGACCGACCCCGAUACGAGGCCACAGCUCGGGAGUGGACUCGAAAGUAUGCAAUCUAGAGCGAAUACCAGGGCCGGUGCGGUUAGACUCGGGGUGGUUUCAUCUCCCCUAUCAUGAAGCGACGUGAAACGAACGAGUGAAAGCUUCGUAUGCUGUUGCGAAAUGUCUGUUAGUCGGCGAUACCUACAUGGGUGCUUUGCCUGAACCAGGGCUUUGAUUGCGAUUAUUAGGCAAUGAGCGACGAUACGAAGCGACCUGAGGGGGGGAACAACUCCAGACAACAGACUAGUCUAGGCAGGGAUAUCAUGCGGCUGGAUGUUGGGUUUGCAUUGACGAUGUGUUUUUGGCAUCCAGAAACAAGCAGCGUAUACAAUUUGUCUCUCUAUUUGCUAUAUCUUCGGUGCUUCUGUUGUGUUGAUUCCGAAUCUCGGUGACAUUGUGAAGUUUGAUUUGAAGACUCCAAAGUAAUGGCCUAAUGGGUGAUGAUGAAGCGCCAGCAUAUGGCGAUCCGCACACAAAGGAUACAUCAUGGUGAAAGCUGGCGGCUACUUAUGCUGAGAUUGGUGUGAUUAGGCGCCGACAGGAUUGAGGCUGGUUGACACGACUGGUAAUAUGACGGGCGCUAGUGGUCAGGAACUCGGGGCUCAUCGAGCAUAGAUCAGGAUGGAGAUCACAAGGGAGAUUUACUUACAGUUGGUCCAGAGCGUUUCUAUAGGUAAUGUGAAGAAUCUGUGUGGAAGUUGUGGAUGAAAUACCAAACCGAAGUCGCAUGAGAUUGGUUCGUCAGAUAGCUGGAGUUUGUAUGGAAAUACGAGCUGUCCAGAUAGGCCAUGAUGAUGACGAAUGUGCUUGGAGAUGGCACAUGUCUUGGAAGAGAAGUGAAACGCGGCAGAGACAAAGCUGGAACGAUGUGAUAUAGGCAGAGAUUUGAUAUAUUCCGUUGUUUCUGAGAUAGAUAUGAGUGGGGGUUGGUUGUUUAAGAGCGGCUCUUGGACUAUGGAGCAGUGUUUGGGAUCUAGUAUAGAGGAAAGUUAAAGAGUUGCUCUGUUAUAGCUACUGAUGUACGCACGCUGUAUUGGAUGUCCUAUUAUAUGAGAAGGGAUAGUGAUAAUGCCAAGAUGUGAUAUCCAAACAACUAAUUGCUUGUGCAUUCAA